This is a messenger RNA of Babesia ovata, 342 nucleotides long. RefSeq lists its product as uncharacterized. Lineage: Eukaryota; Apicomplexa; Aconoidasida; Piroplasmida; Babesiidae. Bases 1 to 342 code for a protein of 113 amino acids. The transcript has a single exon. The record is from RefSeq and is a predicted model, not a curated record.
AUGCGCGGUGAGCAAUCCGUACUCCAGCAUCAUCAACUUGAGCUUCAUCAGCAUCGAGGCAGGGCUCCCCAACAUGCCAAUGACGAGCACCAACACAUAUCGGAACCGCUCAUUGUACAUUCCAAUGGUCAACGCAGGGAAAACGAUGAAAUUCGUAGACAAUCCGGUGAUGAAGAAUGCCGCAAUCAACCCACCUUUAGCAUUUACCGCGAAACCCAUCAAGGUCCAUCCGACGAUGCGCAAUAUUAUCCCAAUUACCGUCGUCAGCCGCGGGCCGAAAAAGUCCAUGAAAAUGCCAAUCACCACACUCAGGAAGCACUCGGCAACACGGCUGAUGGGUAG